Molecule: messenger RNA, 670 nt
Organism: Sceloporus undulatus (fence lizard)
Lineage: Eukaryota; Metazoa; Chordata; Lepidosauria; Squamata; Phrynosomatidae
Gene: MYL5
Product: myosin light chain 5
Exons: 7
Coding region: 82-600 (172 amino acids)
Cellular component (GO): cytoplasm
Molecular function (GO): calcium ion binding
Source: RefSeq, a predicted model, not a curated record
GAGAUCCUUCCCUUCAUAUAAGAAGCCCUUAAUAUAGAAUGUUUCCCAGAGUAAGACAGGCAGAAUAGCUUCCCAGGAAAGAUGGCCAGCAGAAAAACCAAGAAGAAGGAAGGUGGUGCAAAACGUGCUCAAAGAGCUUCGUCUAAUGUCUUCUCCAACUUUGAACAGACACAGAUUCAGGAAUUUAAGGAAGCUUUCACACUAAUUGACCAGAACAGAGAUGGCUUCAUCGAUAAAGAAGAUUUAAAAGAUACCUAUGCGUCUUUAGGUAAAACAAACGUCAAAGAUGAUGAGUUGGAAUCCAUGCUUAAAGAAGCCACUGGCCCUAUUAAUUUUACAAUGUUUUUGAACCUGUUUGGGGAAAAGUUAAGUGGUACAGACACUGAAGAAACCAUAUUAAAUGCAUUUAAAAUGUUUGACCCAGAUGCUAAAGGAAACAUUAACAAGGAUUACAUAAAACGUUUAAUGAUGUCUCAAGGUGACAAGUUUAGUGCUGAAGAGAUAGAUCAGAUGUUCCAGUGUUCUCCUAUUGACGCUGCAGGAAACCUCGAUUACAAGGCUCUCUGCUAUACCAUCACACAUGGAGAUGAAAAAGAAUAGUCCACCUGUUUUCAAAAGUAUUUUCACCAGCUGUGUCUAUGAGUUAAUAAAAAGAACUCUUGUGCAUUAA